GAAAGUAAAUGGUCUAGCCCAAAUGAGAAACAGUCAUAUUUAUACCCCGUAAUUCGUGUGCGCAUGUGCGGACAGAUUAGACAACAAACACUCAGAGGAAGAUGGCGUCGUCCAUGAGUGGGAUGUUUGCUGGCCAGCAGCCGCCUGGUCCGCAUCCUGUCGGGGGUCCUACUGGACCCGGUCAACUGGGCUUUCCCGGUACUGCCGCCAGAGCCCAGGGAAACAGCACACUAGUCGAUGAACUGGAGGCUUCCUUUGAGGCAUGUUUUGCAUCCCUGGUAAGCCAAGACUAUGUUAACGGAACAGACCAGGAGGAAAUUCGAACAGGUGUUGACCAGUGCGUACAAAAGUUUCUGGACGUGGCUCGACAGACGGAGUGCUUCUUCCUACAGAAAAGGCUUCAGUUAUCGGUGCAGAAACCAGAGCAGGUGGUGAAAGAGGAUGUGUCAGAGUUACGUAAUGAGCUACAGAGAAAAGAGCUGCUGGUUCAGAAGCAUUUGUCCAAACUGCACCAUUGGCAGCAGGUGCUGGAGGAUGUGAGUGUUCAGCAUCGUAAACCCACAGACCUCCCUCCUCCUGGACCACUGGCCUUCCUGGAACAGGCCUCUGCCAGUUUACCCCCUGCCCCUUUGAAGCCAAACUCACCCCACCCCCCCCCCCCCGCAUUUCCCUUUUGUUGCUGA
This is a messenger RNA of Monopterus albus (swamp eel), 683 nucleotides long. RefSeq names its product mediator complex subunit 28 (gene med28). The transcript has 4 exons. Gene Ontology annotation, cellular component: mediator complex. Lineage: Eukaryota; Metazoa; Chordata; Actinopteri; Synbranchiformes; Synbranchidae. Bases 102 to 683 code for a protein of 193 amino acids. The record is from RefSeq and is a predicted model, not a curated record.